Molecule: messenger RNA, 972 nt
Organism: Diabrotica virgifera virgifera (western corn rootworm)
Lineage: Eukaryota; Metazoa; Arthropoda; Insecta; Coleoptera; Chrysomelidae
Product: cuticle protein 18.6-like
Exons: 2
Coding region: 97-888 (263 amino acids)
Cellular component (GO): extracellular matrix
Source: RefSeq, a predicted model, not a curated record
UCCGGGGUGGGACCACCUUAUUAACGCAAUAAAAAUAAUAUAAAUAACAAACAACUAAUUAAAAAAAUAUUCUAAGUUUGCUAACUAACAAGCAAGAUGGCAACCAAAUUUUUAGUUCUCGCCGCAUUCAUUGCAGUAGCUAAGGCCGGUUCUUGGGGUUCAGGUUUCGGCUACGCCGCGCCAGCUCUUGUCGCUCACGGAUCUCACGAUGCCAUCUCUACCUACUCCACUGUUCAACACCAUGCUCCAGCCGUACACUCCUAUGCCGCUCACGCUCCCCUUGUCCAUGCUCCAGUUGCCCAUUCCUACGCAGCUCCUUUGGUUCACGCCCCAGUCGCUCACGCUUACGCUGCUCCUGUUGCUCACGUUCAUGAUGAACCCUCUGCACCAGCCCACUACGAUUUCGCAUAUGGAGUAAGUGACCCUCACACCGGAGAUGCUAAGAGCCAACACGAAUCUCGUCGUGGAGAUGUUGUUCACGGAAGCUACUCACUCGUGGAAUCCGAUGGAAGCAAACGUACCGUCGACUACACUGCUGAUCCACACCAUGGAUUUAACGCUGUUGUACACAAAGAACCUUCCGUACAUGCUGUUGCCCCAGUUGUUGCCAAAAUCGUAGCCCCAGUAGCUCAUGCUGCUCCAGUAGCUCAUGCUGCAUAUGCUGCCCCAGUUGCCCAUGCUGCUUACGCUGCUCCAGUUGCUCAUGUUGCUCAUGCUGUCCCAGUUGCUCAUGCUGCUUAUGCUGCUCCAGUAGCCCACGCCGCUUAUGCAGCACCAGCUGUUCAUGGAUACGCUAGCUCAGUUGCUCAUGGUUACGCUGCUCCUUUGGCUCAUGGUCAUCAUGCUUAUGCUGCUCAUGCUCCAGUCCUUUCACAUAACUUAUGGUAAUUCUAAGAAGAAAUAAUUGUAGAUUUUGUAUAGAACUUAUUUAUACUGCUUGCAAUACAAUAAAAGGUUGUCAAAAAAAAUUAA